CCGGGUCCGACUGGCCGAGCCCCGCGCGCCCCGCCCGCGCCCUGCGCCUCCGCCCGGCCAGCCGGCGGGGGAGGGGGCAUGAGCCGGCGCCCGCGCGCCGCCGGGAGCUGCGGGCCGGCCUAGAGCCCCGCGCGGGCCCCGCGCCCGAGCCUAGCCGCCGUCGCUGCCGAGCCGCGGGCGCAUCCGCGGGAGCCGCGAUGCAGCGGCCGGGGGAGCCGGGCGCCGCGCGCUUCGGUCCGCCCGAGGGCUGUGCUGACCAUCGGCCGCACCGCUACCGCAGCUUCAUGAUCGAAGAGAUCCUCACCGAGCCGCCCGGGCCCAAGGGCGCAGCGCCUGCGGCUGCCGCUGCCGCCGCGGGCGAGCUGCUGAAGUUUGGCGUGCAGGCGCUGCUGGCCGCCCGGCCCUUUCACAGCCACCUGGCAGUGCUGAAGGCUGAGCAGGCCGCUGUGUUCAAGUUCCCACUGGCGCCGCUCGGUUGUUCCGGGCUGGGCUCGGCGUUGCUGGCCGCGGGGCCUGGGAUGCCCGGCACUGCAGGCGCCUCGCACCUGCCGCUGGAACUGCAACUCCGAGGGAAGCUGGAAGCAGCUGGCUCUGGGGAGUCAGGCACGAAAGCCAAGAAAGGACGCCGGAGUCGCACUGUGUUCACGGAGCUGCAGCUGAUGGGCCUGGAGAAACGCUUCGAGAAGCAGAAGUACCUCUCCACCCCUGACAGAAUAGAUCUAGCUGAGUCCCUGGGCCUGAGCCAAUUGCAGGUGAAGACAUGGUAUCAAAAUCGGAGGAUGAAGUGGAAGAAAAUAGUGCUUCAAGGUGGCGGCCUGGAGUCCCCUACUAAGCCCAAGGGGCGGCCCAAGAAGAACUCCAUCCCCACAAGCGAGCAACUCACGGAACAGGAGCGUGCCAAAGAGGCAGAGAAGCCAGCAGAGAUGCCGGGUGAGCCCAGCGACCGGAACUGCGAGGACUGAGCUCCGCCGGGGGUGCGGCGCCGUCGGCAGGAACCCAGGAGCUGGCCCUUCCGCGCCCGUGCCGUUUGCUUUCUAAACGUUUCAUUACUACUUUGAGUGCGGACAAUUAGGGGCCAAACAAGGAAGGACAUAAGCCCGGAAGCCAAGCCUAGGUCUCAGCGAGCUCCAGUCUCCUGCCCCCCAGUCUGGGAGAGCCGUGUCCAGCACGGCCGAAGCUUUUGGUCUUUCUCGGAGUUCCGCGGUGCCCGGCGCUCCACGCGCAUUCACUCCCCGCUCCUUGCCCACACCUUUCUCCGGCCUCCAGCGGGCCUUCUGGGCCCGGACACUGGCAGGCGCACACCCGCUUCUGCGCCUUGGGGACCGAGCCGCAGGGUGCAGGCCUCUACGGUCCUGUCCUGCAGAGUCGGCUCCGGGAAGACCCGGCAAAUCAGCUGAUGCCCGGCCCCGAUGUCGCUGGGGUUUCUACCCACCUCUCACGAAGACGGUGACUUUUUUUUUUCCAAUAAAAUAUUUUAUGACACA
Molecule: messenger RNA, 1484 nt
Organism: Onychomys torridus (southern grasshopper mouse)
Lineage: Eukaryota; Metazoa; Chordata; Mammalia; Rodentia; Cricetidae
Gene: Barx1
Product: BARX homeobox 1
Exons: 4
Coding region: 198-962 (254 amino acids)
Biological process (GO): regulation of transcription by RNA polymerase II
Cellular component (GO): nucleus
Molecular function (GO): RNA polymerase II transcription regulatory region sequence-specific DNA binding; DNA-binding transcription factor activity, RNA polymerase II-specific
Source: RefSeq, a predicted model, not a curated record